CAGCAAUGGGCAGUGCUGUGUUAGUGCUGACUGACUAGAAAUCGUAUGAUUGGCAUUGCAGGUCAAGAAAACAUGGAAGCCACUAAUGUUGGAAAGAAAGAAGUCCCCAGAGAUCCAGAUCACUGUGAUAUCCCGUACUACGUUUCGGAAUUUGUGGAAAGGGAAGUUGGGACUGACUAUGAUUCUCUGAGGAAGCUGGACGGCCUUAUCGAUAAGCUUUCCGAAAAUAAAAGGCAGUUGGAAGAACAGGUACUUACGGUUUCAUCAGAAGUCCCUAAAAGAAUCCAGAAUGCUUUACAGAAUGCAGAAGAUUCGAAGAAGUCCCUUGCUCAGCUUUUGGAGGAAGAAACUCUUCUGUCCAGGUUAAUCAGUGACCACUUACAGAAAGCUCAGCCUUGGAUGGAGGAUCUUGAUCUACUGAUUGGUCAAGUAGAAGAGAUUGAACGACACCUUUCUUACCUUAAAUGGAUAUCACGAAUAGAAGAAUUAAGUGAUAACAUUCAGCAAUACCUGAUGACCAACAAUGUUCCCGAGGCAGCCAGUACUUUAGCAUUCAUGGCGGAACUGGAUAUUACACUUCAGGAGUCAACUUGUUCUCAUCUUCUUUCUUUUGUGAGAUCCACUGUUAAAUUCUGGCAUAAAAUUCUUAAGGACAAGUUGUCAAGUGACUUCGAAGAGGUGCUAACCCAGCUUCGAUGGCCCUUUGUGGGGCCACCACAGACUCAGGCAUUUGGCCUUUCUGCACCUGCCAGUGCUCCUGAUGUAUACAAUAAUUUGGAGACAUUGUUUUGUCAGCUUUUGAAAUUACAAACCUCAGAUGAACUAUUAACCAAACCUAAACAGUUGCCAGAAAAGUACUCUCUGCCUCCAUCACCACCUAUUAUCCUUCCAAUGCAGAUCAUGCUGAAUCCUCUUCAGAAACGGUUCAAGUAUCACUUCACUGGAAAUAAACAAACCAAUGUUUUAAACAAGCCUGAGUGGUACUUAACACAAGUGCUUAUGUGGAUUGGAAAUCACGCGCAGUUCCUUGAUGACAAAAUCCAGCCCAUCUUGGACAAGGCCGGAUCUUCAGUGAAUGCUGGGCUUGAAUUCUCUCGUGGCCUAGUAAUGCUGAUCUUGGAGAAGUUGGCUGCUGAUAUUCCAUGCCUUUUGUAUGAUGAUACUCUCUUCUCUCACCUCGUGGAUGAGGUGCUUCUAUUUGAGAGAGAGCUCUACAGUGUUCACGGUUAUCUCAGCAGCUUUCCCAGUUGCAUGCAUAUUCUCUCAGAAGAAUCCUGCUUCCAAAGGUGGCUAACAGUGGAAAAAAAAUUUGCUCUUCAGAAAAUGGACUCUAUGCUUUCAUCUGAGGCCGCGUGGAUAUCGCAGUAUAAAGAUAUCACCGAUGUAGAUGAAAUGAAAGUCCCAGACUGUGCUGAAACUUUUAUGACUCUGCUGUUGGUUAUAACAG
Tinamus guttatus (white-throated tinamou) is the source of this 1447-nucleotide messenger RNA. The record is from RefSeq and is a predicted model, not a curated record. Lineage: Eukaryota; Metazoa; Chordata; Aves; Tinamiformes; Tinamidae.